Messenger RNA from Pectinophora gossypiella (pink bollworm), 8523 nucleotides. RefSeq lists its product as uncharacterized. Gene Ontology annotation, molecular function: nucleic acid binding; zinc ion binding. The transcript is spliced from 8 exons. Lineage: Eukaryota; Metazoa; Arthropoda; Insecta; Lepidoptera; Gelechiidae. The record is from RefSeq and is a predicted model, not a curated record. Bases 108 to 3560 code for a protein of 1150 amino acids.
UGUCUUACUUAUACUGUUAUCCAAAUAUUUGCUAUAUUUUGUUCGUCAGUCUUUGCAUCCCAAAGAUGUAAUGCCAUAUAACAAUGUAGACAGUAUUUUUAAUAAUAAUGAUAUUUAUUUUGUUUAGUUUGCUUUUAAAAGUUUCUAUUAGCUUUGCAGCUAUAAGUGUUUUGUUUUCAAUAAUGAUCACUGCUUUUAAACAAUCAGAAAACUGUGACAUGCCCAAUCCGGAGGCCGAAGACACACCUUUGAUGAACCAGAUACCGUUCUACGUCCUAAACAAUGACUUACAAGUAAUACGUACAGUUGCCAAUAGAAGACCAGACUUAGCAACGGACAAUGGAGAUAUUAACGAAGAGGAAGUAGAAAAUAGAGUUUAUUUCUUUGAUGCUAUACCGAAUGAGAGAGAUUUACUAGAAGACCAAAGUAUAGUUGAAUAUAAGGUGGUUAAUACGGCUCAGAACAUGGAAAAUGAGUAUGAUAUGUAUUGUUCUACGCCAACGGACACUGGGUCAGAUAUAGACGAUGACCUGUCAGAACCAGACCUGGAAAUAACCCUUCAAGAAGUCCCCAACGGUGUAAUAGUUAACUGGAGCUGCUACCUCCCAUGGUCUCACUGGCACACUCUAGUGCCAUCAACAGUGUCCGAAGCGCUCCUGGAGUGUGUGGUCUGCGCGGAGUACUGCGAGCGAGAGUCGCCACACGUGGAAAGCAGUCGCCACGCAGCAGCGCUCGCCAACGCCAGGCCUAAGCACAAGUUUGACCUCGCACUUACUAGGAAGAUUCGGGACAAAUAUCAUUGCGCGGUUUGUAACGAAGCGUUUGAGAUAUCCGAAGAGAACAAUCAUUUCUCCAGCAAAACACAUGAAGGGAACCUCCUUUUCUCCAUCAACAAGGCAUCAGACAUUUUGGACAACAGCGAUUACAAGAACAGCAUCAGAAACGAUACAUAUCAAUACAGACAUUUACACCAGCUCCCUGUUCAAACCGACCAGGAAAGCGUUGCAAGUGACACGGUUCACGACAACCAAAAUUACAUCAAUUUCCAAAACAAUUACGAUGAUUUCUAUGAAGACGACAUACCACAAGUAACGUAUGAAUUCUCCUACGCCACUAUGGCUAAGAAACCCAAGGCACCGGUGCAGAAUUUUAUUGAAGUCAACCUUGGUGACCGGAAGGUCAACGUCCGUUAUGACUCCUGGCAUAUGAUCAUAAAACCUCAGCCGAAUAAGUUCUGGUGUAUGGUGUGCAGGAGGUAUGACCAUCUGCGGCAUAAGUCGCAGCAUUGCGAAGAAACCGAACACCUAAGUAAUCUGGACAAGUGUAAACUUGUGGAGGCCUACGGAGAAUACUUUAUUAGACAAGUAAAUUCAGACGAUAAGUUGUACCACUGCGGUCACUGCAACAAUUUGCAAUGGAACCAUGAAAUGGACGAUCAUUUGGAAUCUGUUCACCCGCGACGCGCGAGAAACAUCUCCGAGACAGCCAAACCCGUCAACUCACCAGCAAACAAACCCACAAAUACCAGCAAUAAUACAACCAGAAAUACUGACAACAACGCUGUCAAAAAUACGAAUACACCUACCAAAAAUACCAAGAAUACAGCCAGUAACAAUAACGCUGUCAAAAAUACGAAUACACCUACCAAAAAUACCAAGAAUACAGCCAGUAACAAUAACGCUGUCAAAAAUACGAAUACACCUACCAUAAAUACCAAGAAUACACCCAGUAACAACCAUUCGCCAGAUAAUAUUAAAUGCAACGCUAAUAAUGAUAAAGUUGGUUGUAUAUUGUUUCAGGGAAGUAAUAUAACUCCUGUGCCAAACGCAAUACCUCCUGUUAAUUAUAUAGAAAACUAUACUAAUGCCCCACAUACAGCUAUGGUCAUUAUAAGUCCGUUCGGCUUAAAGAUGGCCGUGCAUGGUCUAAAUUAUAACGUAAUAUGUAGAAGGGUGGAUGACUUCUACUGUGGACUCUGCGAUAUGGUAAUACCAGACACUGGGGUUUUGCAUCAUAUGUACAACAUGAAUCAUAUAGAAUUACUAUUACGAAUACCGUUCAUAAUACCUUUCAGUUCGAAUCUAAUAAGAGCGAUUCGCAGCGCCCUUCACUGCACCCUGUGCAAUCUUCCAAUUCCAGCAGAUAACAUAUAUAUCCACACAAAACAACCUCAACACACCACUUUCCUACAAAACGCACUGAGAUUGGCAAGAAACUCAAAUAUAAACGAAGUUAUCACUGCUAAUAACAUCAGGCCAAACAUUACACCUAAUCCAAACAUACGUCUGGCCAACCCCGUUGGUAACUUUAAUAAUAUCCAAGAACAUAAUAAUAAUAUCCAAGCAAUUAUUAAUAAUAGGGUAGCAUUUAAUAAUUCGCCAGUAAACGCAGGAAUAAAUCAGAUUUCACCGAAAAAUACACAAGGUGCUAAUAAACCAUUGACAAAUACCAAAGUGUUCAAUAAUUCCCAAGAAAUGCCAAAAUCUCCAACUGUUAAAGAUAAACAAGAAGUUGAAACGGAUACAAAAACGAUAAAUACAGAAAACGAUGCAACAAUACCUCGGAAAAUAUCAGAAAGUGAAGAAUACAAAGAUGAUUCGAACGAGUCUUUUGAAUCUGUGGCAUCAGAGGAAGCAACGUUUGAUUUUGAAGAAUACGUUUAUUUAAGAUUGAAAAAUACGUAUUUUAAAGUGUCGAAUACGUCUUAUAAUACUUUAGUUAGCGUAGGGGACGGUUCUAGAUAUUGCUUUGUAUGCGCACAGCAAGUUAAACAUAUCGAGCUCCAAAAACACGUCGACAGCAGAGCUCAUUUGGAAAAUAUGGAGAAAUACAGGUUUAUUGAUAAGUAUGAAGAUCAUCUAUUGAGACAGAUCUACCUAAUGUAUCAUUGUAGUGUUUGCAACAUAAUUCUAAGUAGACGCGAGUUAAAAUCCCACCUGGUUUGGGUGACGCACGCACUCCAAAACGAUAGCACAGUUAAAAACAUAACUAACAACAAAAAAACACGUAAAACCGACGUUAAAGGUGGCGUGAAACAGAUAGUAGUUACAGCGCAGAAGGAAAACAUAUAUCUACAGGAGAAAGAACGAAAAAUUAAAGUGUUAGUCAACGCAGACAUAAUCAACGCACCACAGAGUAAUGAAAAUGCAGAGACGAACGAGGUAGCAAAGAAAAGUAAGAUUAUCAUCUUCAAUGAUAACGUGCUCAAAAUUGUUUGGGACAGCUGGCAUGGCAUUUCGAAGAUAAAGAACGGGUAUAAAUGCAGUCUCUGCCAGAAGGAGGUGGAAUUUGAAGAUAUAGAGGCGCAUUGCAAUAGUGAGUGGCACCAAUACGGUUUGGAUAAACCGUUUGAUAAGCAAUACGCACCGGCUUUGAUUCGAAAGGUAACAGAUGUGAUUCUAAACUGCUUGAUAUGCAACACAGAGGUAUCGAACAAGAAGAAUAUAAUAUUAGAACAUAUAAACGGAAAAAAACACAUAAAAAAUUAUGACGUCAUACUGAAGGAAAGCUCCAUGGCUAAUACCUACACUGACUGCCACGAUGACGUACUUACGAUAUAGGUUGAUCAACCAGGUUGACAGGUAAAAGAUUCAUCAACCUAUACAAUAGUAAUUACGAUGUUAGAUUAUAAGAUAGUUCUAAGAGGAAUAUUUUUUUACUAUCAAUUGUCUUUAUAUUAUAGGUUGAUCAACCAGGUAAAAGCUUGAUAGAUAGAGGUAAUAUUGAAUGCAAAUAAAGAAUAUUGAAUAAUAAAAGAACAUCUUUAAAAUUAUUGUUUGUAAAAUGUGAUAUGUAGGUUGAUCAAACCUUAUAAUUAUUCAUUUGUUACAAUGAGUAAAGUUGAUUGAGGUAAAAAAAUAUUACAAAUUGUAUUAUUAGGAUUUAUAGUCUGUUUUUUACAUGACACGGUAUAGUGAGAGUAAUUUUAAUAUAGGCUGAUCAACCAGGGUGAUAACUUUCCGAUAGCUUUUAAAGUAUAAUUUUAAUGAAAAAAAAUCGCCAUUUUGUGUCUAGAAAUAUUAGGCCAUGUAGAUUAAUUUCUAUCUAGCUCUCUCUUCCACGGUGAUGAUAAAUAAAAGUCUAAAAUUAAUCAACCCAGUUUGACUGUUAAAAGGUUGACGAUGAAUAGACUGAGGUUGAUGAUUGUAGGUUGAUUAACCGUAAAGGGUGAAUAUCAAAAUGUGCCAAGUUUGGUGGCGAACAUUCAUAUAAUUUUUUCGACAUUUUUUCAUUGUUUUUAAGGAUCCAAAAGGAUCCUUCUUCAUGUCGGAACCCAGGAUCCUUUUGGAUCUUUUUCAUAUCUGAACCUAAUUUUUCACGAAAAAAUAAUAUGAAAUUUCGCCACCAAACUUGAAAUUUUGAUAUUUACCCUGAAUAAGAAUUUCAAAUUAAAAUACGGUGAAAACUGAUAUUGGAUUAUUGUUAACCAAAUCAGCAAAUUGAUUGGGAUAAAUGACGAUUCAAUUAUAUUAUUGUGAUUGUAAUAAUAAUUGUGAUAUUAUAAUAAUAUUCAAAGAAGUCUGGUCAUUGAAAUAGAGUGACAACCCUAUCAUAGUGUUCCCAAGUGCUAUACAUUCUAGUUUGUCCGAGUAGAAAAAAAUACCUACAAAUAACAUAGACAAAACCAAAUGUGUGGGUAGUACGAUCACGAGCAUUAAUAUGUAUACACUUUGGUACCAUGUCACAUUAACUUUUUUGACAAAUUGAACUAUAAGUCUCACUAAAUGUCAAAUAUGUUAGUGCGACAGAGUCCUAAAGUGGGUACAUUAUAUUGCUCAUGACUGUACACAGCAACCAGCAACCACUCUAAAAAACAACAUUGCAGUUUGACACUUGCGCAUUUAAAAGUGCGCAAUGUCAAAAAAAAUAGCAAUAUUGCUUUUUAUUAGCCUUUUUAGACCCCCAGAGUCUUGUCACUUAAUACUACGAGUAGUUGCAAACUAUGAUGGUCGUAUUAAUAUCGCCUGAAUGGUUUUAAUGACAGCGGGCCAGUUUACUCCGAGUUUAGGUCAUAAGGGUUCUUACAGGUAGGUAUAAAGAAGUGUUGGUAAAGGUUUCCGAUAGAUGUCGCUUAUAACAAAUAAGAACUUUUAACAAAUUAGUGUGCAAAUUAACGUAAAAGUCUUUAACAGGUAGGUCUAGUCAAAAAGACCGCUCUGAAUCGCACCCGGUGGGAAAGUGCUCAUUACGCUGGCGGCUUUUCCUCGCUGGACUGCCAGCGAAAUGUUCUGUACUAGGUACGAUUCCGCGCGGUGGUUACCUCCGUUCUGCCGUUACCGCCUGCCCAAUUGCCUAACAAUAAAUAAUAUAACUUUUUUUUUGUUUACUCCGAACUUAACCGAACGUAAUUCGGUCCUUUUCCACAUGAAAAAUAUUAUUUAAUUCUUAAUUCUUUGUACAGAGUUAACUGGCCCAAUCAUUCAGGCGAGUAGACUACAAAUAAUACAUGUAUAUAAAAAGUGUAAAGUCGCCCGCCAGAUUUUAAGUGGCGACUUGACACCUAACCCAAGUAACCGUUGUUAUAACACGGUGAAUUUAAAUUGGUUAAAAUAUAUUCUUCGGUUAUGAUAACAGGUUGACGAAACUUAGAAGGUUGAGCAACCAUAAUUUGACAGUAAAAUAAAAGUGUAAUCACAUUGCACUGAUAAAAAUACUGCGUUUUGAUUUUUAUUAUUUAUUAAAAUUAGUUUUGUUAAUAAAAAAAGUAUUUUCGUGUUAAUAUUGAAAUAAGGAAAACAUAAUUUUGAUAAGUGAAUAGGUAAGAGUUUUUUUGUUUCGCGCCAAAAGACAAGCUAUAAACUGGCUGAAAUUUUGUUAUUUAGUAAUUAGUUUGUAAGAUUUUGUUUUUAUGUAAAUCAUUAUUCAUUUUCGUUACGUUUUAUAAAACAUUGCAUUUUGAAUUUCCAUUUCUUAAAAUACAGUAGUACCUAUUUCUGUACAAAAAAUAUGUUCAAAACAGAAUUUCGUUGCGGCAACCCUAAGCCUGCGUUUCCAUUGACGCGGAGCUGUGCGGACAGGAGCGGAGAUUUGCAGGAAUCGACCAAUCACCGUGAGGGAGAGAGUGACAGAGCGUCUUCGUUUUUCGCUCUCUCGAACGCUGUGAUUGGUCAAAUCCGCACAUCUCCGCUCUUCUCCGCGUCAAUGGAAACCCGACCUAAUACUUCCGAUGUAUACAAAACGUUAUAUAUCUGAUUUUAAUCUGUUUAAAAUAUGGAUAAAAAAAACCCUAUAAAGUGGUGAACGGAAAGGCAUAAGGUGUUAGUUACAUAGUAACGAAAACUUUGAGAGAUAAUUCAGACCAUGAUUUGAUAUCAAGUGGAAUUUUCCGCCACAAAAAUAUGAAACUGAAAAUAAUAAAAAAAACACUGACAUUUCCAUGAAUCUUCCGACAGGAAAUUCCACUUGAUAUCAACUCGGAAUCACGGUCUGAAUCAUCCCCCCCAGUAUUCGCCACGGUGUCACCAACAUUCAUACUAGCGGGCUUAGCACCGUAAGCGCGCGACUCUUUCUCGCAUCGACAUACGUCACCCGUCACUCUCUCACAGUAUUGCAUAGAAAGAGACAGACAAUCUCUGUCGCGGCGAGAAAGAGUCGCGUGCUUACGGUGCUAGGCCCACUGAUGUUGUAAGGCUUUUGUAAUUUUACGCUUUCAUCACUUUGAAACUGUUUGAAAUUGUUUUUGGCAAACGUACAUACUUCCAAACUAUUCAGGAAUUUGAAUAGAAUAUACAUAACAUUUUAUUAAUUGUGUUAACUUUUUUCUUAUUUUUUAUGGUGUUUUUUUUUUAAUUGUCUAAAUGGCCACACUGUAUCAAUUCAUCUAAAAAAAGCAAUAUUACAUAACGUAAGCUGACGACUAUAGGUAUAAGUAAGUGCCCGCAACUCGCCGAGCUUUCUGUACAAAAAGCAAUAUUGCUAUUUGACAUUUGGAACCUUUAUUAUAUAUGCGCAAAUGUCAAAUAGAAAUAUUGUUUCUUUUUUUAGAUGAAUUCCUUCAAUGUGACCAUUUUACACCCGUCUUAUUUUUGUUGGCUGAAACUAUGUCUGUACUAAGUAGUUAUUAAUACAAUAAGUAUUUUUAAAAUGAGAUUUCAUACAAAAAUAUUUUAGUUUUUAGAUCUUUAAGUUUCAUGAUUACCAUAAAGUUUUAAGUUAACCUACUCGGGUCAUGUAUACACGGAGUAUGGAGCUUACUCCACCAGACUGCUCCAUUGUUGGUGGUUUCCAAACUACUCCAGUAUUAUGGAAUGAGAUGGCGAAAAUUUUCGUCUUUUAGGGUUUUUUUUUAUUAUUUUCAUAUCGUACUUAUUAAGUAAGCAAUUUUGUUUUUUUCAUUAUUUGUUUUAAAUACUAAGUGUAAGGUUUAUAAAUAAAUGUGUUACACACAAUCAUUACACAGGUCUUUACCUGUGUCACGAAAACCGCCGCGUCGACUUUCGUAGGCAGUAGCUUUAUUGUGAACAAGCCUCAAAACUGCAGAUAAUAUACCCUAUUUUUUUAACGUAUUUAAGUUGGGGUUAUAACCCAAUAGAAUUAAGCUGGUCACCAUCCGUCAAACGGAUUGCAUACCAGCGGGAUGCCUAUUUGGUUUUCCCGGUUAUUGUUUCGUUCACUCAUUUUGAAAUUAACAGCUGUCCUUUUGCUUUUCGACGGAUAAAAAAGUGACAGGUGUAACGUAAAAUUAGGUAGUAUCUGCAGGUAUCGGCAGCAUUUUCCACAUAAAUAUAUUUAUUUGUUUUGUUUAUUAGGUACAGAUAAUAACACAUAACAAUUAUAUCGAAGCAAUUAAUCUAAAAAAGCAAUAUUGCAAUUUGAUAUUUGCGCAUGUAAAAGUAAGUGCGCAAUGCAAACAACUGUCAAAAAACAAUAUUGCUUUCUUAGAUGAAUUGCUACGAUGUGGCCAUUUUAAACCCCCGGGUUGUAAUGCACAAGAGGACCUAUCACGGAGCUCCGUGCGUCCGUAGUUUGCGGACGAGUGGAAUGUAAAGUUGAAGUAUGUAGUCACUUGUAUGGCGCGCGUUUCGAGCUCACUUGGCCGGGUCAGUAACUUUAGUUCGAAUGUCAGUAGUUCGAUGAAUGCUUAUUCGACUGAAAUAUUUUUCGAAGCCCUUUUUAACGAAUGAUCUCAUUCUUCCGAGUCAACUUUGUAUCGAACCCCUCUUUUACCGACGAACGGUUGACUGAAGCAUUCAUCGAACAAGAAAUGUGAGUUGUUGCCACUAACCUAACCUAACCCAACUUUCUUCUAUUCCGCGAACCGUACGAUACAUAGUCAGUAUACGCUGCGUCUAUUAGUUAAAGCACGCGAUAUAUAUCGCCGCGUGUAUUUUUUACUAUAAAAGGUAGUUCUUAAGUACAAUUUAUAUUUUGAAAUUAAAAAAAUAUGCCAUAAAAUGGUUCAUUUAUACAUAUUAUUAUAAGAAAACAAGAAUGUAAUGUUUCGAAACUGUUUCUGCCACAAAAAUGUUGUGAGAAACCGAAUUUGUUAUUGUAAAAUGAAAAUAAAUGACAUUUUUUAAUUAA